Messenger RNA from Syngnathus acus (greater pipefish), 3685 nucleotides. RefSeq names its product calpastatin (gene cast). Gene Ontology annotation, cellular component: cytoplasm. The coding region runs from base 259 to 3048 and encodes 929 amino acids. The transcript has 33 exons. Lineage: Eukaryota; Metazoa; Chordata; Actinopteri; Syngnathiformes; Syngnathidae. The record is from RefSeq and is a predicted model, not a curated record. Gene Ontology annotation, molecular function: calcium-dependent cysteine-type endopeptidase inhibitor activity.
GGGCUUCAGGGUGAAGGGGUGGGCCCUGACUGACAGACAUGCCAGCUUGUUGUGCACUUCCUAGAGGGCGGAGCAACAAGUUGCACUCGGUUGGGCGUGUGUGUAGUGUGUGUGUGUCUGUGCGUGUGAGUCUGCAUGGGCAUGAAUGUGGAUUAAAAUUGUUUACUCCAGAGAGAGGAUCUAAGGUGAUUCAGCCUGAAGAUAACAACUUGGACGCGAAUACAAGUUAAAUUCAGGAUAUUAUUCCAAAAGAAAAUUAUGUCGCAGCACAGACAGGACACGCCCAAACCAGCAGCUCAGGUCUCCACUACGACGCCAUCUCAACUUGAGAAGGCAUCAUCAGGAUCCGCCAUGAGUUCAAAGUCUGGCGGCAUUACCACAGCCAAAGGUGGUAGCAGCUCAGCAAGUACUUCCAUCAGGACAGCGGGGCAGGGGCUUCCUACAGCUAAAGCCCAGACUAACACCAAGCCCACUGUUAUUGACAUGUCGUCUGCCGGCUCAACUGUUGUCAACGUGACAUUGUCUGGGACGAGGGGCAGUCCCAAUAUGAUGUCCAAGACAUCACCUGUCUCCACUAUAAAGUCUUCCACUGUUGCCACCGGAACAGCGGCGACUACAGCAGCAGCUAACGCUGCCUUGUCGACAUCUAAAGGCUCGCCGAAAGACAGGGCCAAGGUGCAAGUGGAAGUACGUCCCAAAACAGAAACAAUCGGCGCCAAAGAGACACCCGCCGUAGAUCCGUUUGACGCCUUGGCUAGUAUACUCCCACCUGUCGAUCCGGUCACUCCUAAGCAACCCAUAUUCACCGGCCCCGAGGUCAAAGAGCCUGAUGCCACAUCCAAGAAGGCUGCCAAAUGUGGAGAAAGAGACGACACGCUGCCCCCGGGUUACAGAUUUGAAAAUAUGGCUCCACUUCCUGCAGACACCAGACCUAAAGAUGUCCCCAAACCACUCAGCACAGACGAGGCCCUGGAGUCCCUCUCGUCGGGUUUCAUGACAUCAACUGUUCCAACUGCACCCAAAAUGCAGGAGAAAAAAGAUAAAGCCGCUGCCUCAUCUGCUGCCGCGUGUUAUGCUGCGCCAUCGCUCGCGAAGAAAGUCGACGUCCCUGCGCCUAAAGUAGCAACUCAACCUCCAGCUGAUAAAAAAGCCAAGAUGGAAGUUGAUAACUUCUCGUUGGAAUCUUUGAUUCCCCAAGACCAAUUCGAGAAAACUGAGUGUAUGGGUCCUACAAAACUAAUGCAGGCGGAAAAAGCCUCUUCAGACUUUUCGCUGAAGGCUGGACUGGACACAAAGCCCAAUGAGGGUGGCUCCAUGUCUCAGUCUGCUCUCGGGGCUCUUAGUGACAUGUUGCCAACAUCGGAACGCAAACCGGAGCCUAAACUUCGACCUGAGGACAUUGUCUCGGAGAAAAAACACAAAGAGGAAGACGCUGUUCGUGUCGGAGAGAGGGAUGAUUCCAUUGCACCAGAGUACAGGUUCAAUGAGGAAGAACGUAGAAAAUUACCUGCUCCAAAACCUAAGCCCACCUUGAACACUAAUGAGGCCCUGGACCUCCUGUCUGGAGACCUUAUGACCUCCUCCACAGUUCCUACACAGAAAGCUGAAGUCCCUACAUUUGCUCCAACCAUCUGUGUGUGUCCUGGUGCACCCGAGCCUCCUAGGGGCAGUCCCUUGCCGCUAGAUGCACUCAGCGCUCUUAGUGACACUCUACCAACAGAUGCACCAAGACCUGAACCCCCCAAGCUCAGACCUGAAGAUAUUGUCUCUGAGAAAAAACACAAGGAGGAAGACGCCGUUCUCGUAGGAGAGAGAGAAGACUCGAUUGCACCAGAGUACAGGUUCAACGAAGAGGAACUUAAAAAACGUCCCGCUCCGAAACCUGAGCCUUCUUUGAAUACCAAUGAGGCGUUAAGCUUUUUGUCUGGAGACUUCACAAGCUCCUCAGCUGCCCCAGCACAGACCAAAAAAACGUUAACCGCUCAAGAUGUUUUGACUUCAACUAAAUCGUCUGGUGUCCACGCACCGCUUCCUCCUACGAGCAGAAAGGCACCCCAGCUGUCAAACUGUCCUCCAAUGUUACCACCGCAAGGAAAGCCCAAAACUGAUGAGGGUGACUACAUGCCUCUGGAUGCUCUCGGUGCUCUUAGUGACACAUUGCCAGCAUCAGAACCAAGACCGGAACCCCCCAAACUUAGACCCGAGGACAUUGUUUCCGAGGCUAAGCACAAAGAGGAAGAGGCCGUGCGUGUAGGAGAAAGGGAAGACUCCAUUGCACCAAAAUACAGGUUCAAUGAGAAGGAACUCAAAAAUAGGCCUGCCCCCAAGCCUCAGCCCAAGAUGAAUACCAGCGAGGCUCUUGACCUUCUAUCUGGCGACUUGACCGCCUCUUCUGCUCCUGCUGUCCAGGCUCCUGUGCUUGCCUCAUCUGCUGCUCCUGUGCAUUCCUCUGCAGACUUUGCUCUGAAUGCCUUAGCCGAAGACUUUGUUCCAUCCUCUGCUGCCCCCAAAGUGAAAUCUGCUGCUUUUGCCCCCACAAAAACUGCCUCACAGUUUUCCGCAGGAGACGACGGCGCCCUGGAUGCUCUAUCCAAAACUCUGAUCACGGAAAUCACUCCUGCCCCUCAGCCAGCCCCCGUUCCUGCCAAAGACCUUGUCAAGGAGAAGAAGGCUGUUGAAGAGAGGCUCAUUAAAAUGGGAGAGAGAGACGACACUCUUCCACCAGAGUACAGACCCACCGAGGAGGAUCUUAAGAAAAUGGCCGAAGCUAAGGCCAACGCGGACGCUAAACCAAAGAUGUCUAUGGACGAUAAGACGGCCUUGGACCUGCUGUCCGGCGAUUUCAACACGUCGGCCUCAUCGUCUGUUGCCGCCACCACAGAGCUGACACCUCCUGUCCUUGAGUCGAAGCCUCUGAGGAGCAAGAACAAGUCAAAGUCAAAGUUUAAAAAACAACAUGGAUCAGAGCCUCCUGCGGACAACCAGCUCUCUGGUCAACUAAGCUCUGAUGUCGUAAAGACAUCUACAAAGCAAGGAAGGAAGAGCUAGACAACUCGCUGUCAGGUUGCUGGUGCACUUUGCCCUCCAGAGGCCUUUAAGGACGCACCAGUGGGGACCCUACUCUCUGCAUUGAGAUUGUAUUUUUAAUAAAUAAUCAAGGAUCUACACGAGUUGAAUGACAACACACACAUGCACACACUUACAUAAAACCAUGCCUGGUUUCACUUGUAGUCAAGGAUGAGGAGCUUUCGGUUUCUGUCUGUGCAGCGAGACAUGCUGGAGAAUAAAAAAAUCUGAUGAGUUUGCUGGUCAAUGUGGAUAAAAAAGGUGAUGCUCAUACCUUGUUUUUGCUCUCCUACGUCACACAACGGGCGCAUGAGCUCGGUGACUAUCAUCUUUCACAAGCAGCGAGGAAUGAGUGUAUAGUAUUAAGAUGUUGUGCAAUGCUUUAGAUGUGCUCAAGUGCCAUUAAGAUGCUUUGUUCGCUUUUAUUUUGGAUAAUACAUACAAAUAUGCAAAGCUCAACCUGGAGGCUUCUUCCUUGCAAAUAACUGUUUUUUAAAAGAAAUAGCUGUAGGGUCUAUGGUAUAUAUUUUGUAAAAAGUACUGGUGUCCACAAUUGCACUUUGUAAACAAAGGUGGUGUUUACAACAAACUGUAAAAAAAAACCUUACAAAAAAAUAUU